GGGCGGUAGCUUCCGCUGCGCCUUCUCCUCCUGGUCGUUGGUUGGCCGCGCAGCUCGCCAGCUGCGGAUCUCAUCCUCGGUUUGUGUUUUCCCUGAGGCGAAGGCGGAGGCGGAGGCUCCUAGCAAGCUGUAGUUUGGUUUUCAACAGUAACCUCACAAGUUAGUGAUGUCGCUUUGCUAGGCUCUGCUGCCAUGAAGGUGAAAAUUAAAUGUUGGAAUGGCGUGGCCACUUGGCUCUGGGUGGCCAAUGAUGAGAACUGUGGCAUCUGCAGGAUGGCAUUCAACGGCUGCUGUCCUGAUUGUAAAGUGCCUGGUGACGACUGCCCUUUGGUGUGGGGCCAGUGCUCCCAUUGCUUCCACAUGCACUGCAUCCUCAAGUGGCUCAACGCGCAGCAGGUGCAGCAGCACUGCCCCAUGUGCCGCCAGGAGUGGAAGUUCAAGGAGUGAGGGUCUCCCCUCCCUCAGAUGGCCCCCUCCAGGUCCCUCAGAACCGCAUUUCUGCUGGCAGCAGUUCCCAUUGGGCUGUGAAGGGUUGAACCGAG
Octodon degus (degu) is the source of this 542-nucleotide messenger RNA. It is a transcript of the gene Anapc11, whose product is annotated as anaphase promoting complex subunit 11. Lineage: Eukaryota; Metazoa; Chordata; Mammalia; Rodentia; Octodontidae. The record is from RefSeq and is a predicted model, not a curated record. Gene Ontology annotation, cellular component: anaphase-promoting complex; nucleus. Gene Ontology annotation, molecular function: ubiquitin protein ligase activity; zinc ion binding; cullin family protein binding. The transcript has 3 exons. Gene Ontology annotation, biological process: anaphase-promoting complex-dependent catabolic process; positive regulation of mitotic metaphase/anaphase transition; protein ubiquitination. Bases 193 to 447 code for a protein of 84 amino acids.